This is a messenger RNA of Drosophila eugracilis, 3106 nucleotides long. RefSeq lists its product as uncharacterized. Bases 489 to 2303 code for a protein of 604 amino acids. The transcript is spliced from 4 exons. NCBI's taxonomy places the organism in Eukaryota, Metazoa, Arthropoda, Insecta, Diptera, Drosophilidae. Gene Ontology annotation, biological process: negative regulation of cell migration. The record is from RefSeq and is a predicted model, not a curated record.
GUACACAAUUUCGUACAUGCGUCGAUUUUUCGUCAGUUUCUUCAAUUUGCCUUUGUGUUCGUCGCGUGCAGACGCGUUUUCGUUUUUCUCCGCCGCUUUCCUUUAAAUUUUAAAUUAGGAAGUACAUUAAAAGAAAAAGAAGUGCUUAGUUUUUUGUAACAAAAUACCAAAUAAAAGUUUGUGUUUAUAAAAGCACAAAUGCAGCCAACUACAGUAAAGCCUGGGCAAUGGAUGUUGGCAAUAUAUGCGCUAAAAACAACAAAAACCAACGGAUUGUCCGCACACAAAUAACAGUAGCACAACUACAGUGAACACCGUCGCAGCACAUUCACAGAACACAAAAACAUUUAAUAUUAAAAACCAAAUCACUUUUAAACCAGACAAAAGAACAAUUCAAAGUCAAACAAUCAAAGCACAAAACAUUAAAAAAAAAAACAUUAUAGAACUUGAAAUUUCCACCAUAAAUCUCAAAACCUUAACAAAAAGCCAUGUUCAAUUUCCAUAAGCCACGCGUCUAUCGCUCUACCGAUGGAUGCUGCAUUUGCCGGGCUAAGUCGAGUAGCUCCCGGUUCACCGCCUCUCGGAAGUAUGAAAAGGAGUCAAUGCAGUGCUUCAAUCUUCACGAGCCCCGAAACGGCGAGAUUUGCAACGCCUGCGUGCUCUUGGUCAAGCGGUACAAGCGUCUUCCUGUCGGCAGCAAGCGCCACUGGGGUCAUGUGGUAGAUGCCCGUGCUGGACCCGGAACAAAAUCAAUGGCCAAACAAAAAAAGCGCGACAACGUCGAAUCGGAGAUCAAGGGCGGCAAUGGCAGUGCCAAUUCGUUUUUGCCCGAGAAGUUUGCCAAAAUUUUUAAGAAGAGCCGCAAGGGCAAGGUUCCACCGACUUCGACACAAAUAUCAUCAUCAGCAGCGGCAGCAGCACCAUCAACUUCCAGUGGUAUUAAUCGUCCCAGUAGUACUUCACCUACCUCCGAGCAACCUAGCGAUUCUAACGAGAGCUACGACGAUGAGCAGAUCCCAGAAGUGGGUGGAACUUUGGGAUUUCCCUACCAAACGCGCAAGCGAACGGCGGACGCUGCCCUGGUCAAUAUUGGCAACACAGAAGCAAGCAAACGACCCAAAGUAACUGGAAGCAAUCGGCGCCGUCAAUUGCCACCGCAGAAGAAUCGUCGGGCCGUUGACGAAGUGCCCUUUUUUGAGGAAAGUGAUCUCGUACGCCUGGAGGUCUGUUGCGGUGUAGUCUUCCAGAGCUUAUCCCUUGGCAGCUCUUACUACAUCAUCGAUCCGGAGUUGUAUAAACCAUGUGAAAAGCAUCAGCUUCUACGCCAUCAGCAGAUGCAGUUACAGAAGCAGCAGCAGGAGCAACAGCAGCAACAUCAAGAGCAGCAGGUGGAGACAAUGAAUUCAACCAUCUCACCGCCAACAACUGAAGUUCAAAACCAGGGACCAAAGGUUGGGCCACUCAAGAAACAUCAUUUGUUCUAUAAGCGACAAUCGGAGUCAUUUCCGCAGGGUGAUAUUCAUAGUAUAAGUCCAAUUCCAUUGAGCAAGACUGAAACGAACGGCCAACCACUUUCGCCGAAGCCACAUUCCAAUCUGUCGCUGAUCCUCAAGGCAUCCGGCCAAUUUCAAUCGCAGGCGCAGACCCAAGUGGUUUCCGUGGGCGCUGCCUCGCCCUCAUCGCUGUCCUCUUCCUCCAAUUGCUCGACAUCUUCGUCGGUGGCCACCAAAUUCAGCGACAACUCCUCGGAUUCCGGAUUCGAUGAGCAUUGUUUGGAACGCAAGUCUGUUAGCCCACCAACGCAGGAUGAAUGGAAACUACGUGGAGCAACGGGAGGCAUGCAGCUGAUCCUGGCCAGCGGUCUACCUCUGGCCGGUCAGCCGCAGAAUCUGGUGCUGGCAGGUAAUGAGUUUACGGCACGUAUUGUCCAACAACGAGAGGCCGGAGCACCACCACCGGUAGCGGCUGCACCUCUCAAAAUUAACGUACUAGGCGGAUCUCAGGGCAAUGGCAAUAAGAUGCGUGCAGUAUUCAAUAGCACCAGCAGCAUUCAGCAUGAGAACGGAGUGACCACCAUACUGCCAGCCUCUUCGUUGGCGGCCAGCAAUCAAACGGCCGCCAUGAACGCCAUAGCACCCAGCACGGUGACCAUAACUCCAACGGUGGGCAAAAAGAUCGCCACCAGUCCUAAGAUCAUAUUGCUGAAGCCCGCCAGAUUUAUGGGCCAAACUACAGCAGCUGUGGCAGCAACAGCGACGGAGUCACCUGCUUCUCCUUCUCCUCCAGAAGCCAAAAUCGUAUAAACGAACGAAAAGGAAAGAGAGAGAGAUAGAGGUAAAGAUAGUUAGAUAGGAGAUGCCUAGCGUCUGGCAGGGAUUACCUCCCUGUAACCAUUGUUAUAAAACAACUUAUUUAAUGGCAACACCAAGCCAACAUCCCUCACCUUUUUUUGUAUUUUUUAUUUUUUUUAUAUCUCAAAGUUAAGAGGAGCGCUCCCCAAUAUUUAUUCUAAGAUGUGUCCCAAGUGGUGCAUAAUGUAAAUACAUUUUAACAACUCGAUUUAUACUUGUAUCCAUCUCCCUACAAAUAUUUUUUGUAGAAUACUCAGCCGAAGGAGCAGCUCCCCCAGAUCAUUAUAUAGUAAUAUUUAAUAUUUCGAAAAAUCCAACCUUAUCUUAGACGUUAGUUUAUGUAAAUACGAUUUAAGCCAGACUUGUUUUUGUCUAGUUGCCCAACUUAGUCAUCGUCUGCACUCCUUACAUUACCAUGCUGAGCGGGGGAUCAAACGGAAAGCAGAACGAAGAGCAUUUUUAAUUUAAAAAAAAAAAACAAACAAAAAAAAAAACGAUUUAUCGUAGUAGUUGGACGUGUAGUAGUUCAGUGCCCUUGUAGUCUGUAGUUGAACACAAAAUUCAACCUUUCCGCCGUGGCGGCUUUAAGAUCAUAAGCCGUGGGAAGGAGCGAAACCACCCAAAACACACAGAAACAAACAAAUUGUAGCCUUAGGAAUGCCUAAACAAACGAAACAAAACAAAAAUCCAACCAUUAUUUGUGUGUUAAAAGAUGUUUUUUAAAUCUAAAUACAAAUAAAAUAUUUGAAAAUAAA